AAGCAGUGUUUAAAAACACUUUAUAUAUGUUAACUCACCAAAUAAUCAUUAGUUGUGCACUUAAGCUGAACUAACAAUGAAGAGGUACAAUUUGCCCUUGUUCUCCGUUUUUCUUUUGUUCGAUUGGUCUUUGGCCGCUGAAUUCUCACCAGUGAUAGAAACUACUAAAGGACCGGUGAAGGGCCUCGUUUUAACAAGCAUUAGAGAAUCCAAGAAAUAUCACUCCUAUAGAGGUAUCCCUUAUGGCAAACCACCAGUUGGUUAUCUUCGAUUCAGAGCACCUGUCGAGGUAGAUCCAUGGACCGAAGAGUUCGAUGCUACAAAGGAUGGUCCUAUUUGUCCGCAAAUAUAUAAAGAAACAUUUGUCGGCCAAGAGGAUUGUCUGAAUCUCAAUGUCUACACUCCGCAGGUGACUUUUCAUCUCUUUAUUACUUAACAUGUUGACAAUCGA
Messenger RNA from Vespula pensylvanica (western yellowjacket), 451 nucleotides. Its product is annotated as juvenile hormone esterase-like. The transcript is spliced from 2 exons. Lineage: Eukaryota; Metazoa; Arthropoda; Insecta; Hymenoptera; Vespidae. The record is from RefSeq and is a predicted model, not a curated record. Bases 77 to 436 code for a protein of 119 amino acids.